This is a messenger RNA of Seminavis robusta, 615 nucleotides long. NCBI's taxonomy places the organism in Eukaryota, Bacillariophyta, Bacillariophyceae, Naviculales, Naviculaceae. The record is from the annotation of a GenBank genome assembly.
AUGAAGCUUUCGAGGCUGGUCCUAGCAGCGGCGCUGUCGGUGCCAUGCGACGCUUUUGUCGGAAGAAGCCCUGUUUCGAUAUCCUUGGGACUUCCUGUCGAGAGGACGAAAGUAUUCUCAAUGGAUCUCGACAAACCAACCGACGAAGUGGCGAAUGAUGUGGGGACUACUGCACAACAACAAGACGAUGUUUCCACAACCAAGCAGGAGCCCUUCCGAAACGAUGGGCUAUUCUCGUUUAUGCAAAAUUUCUUUGUUCUACACGAGACGGGCAAAUCAAUGUCCUAUUUCAUUCCCCUUGAUGCCGACACGAGCAAAACAUCCACUCCCGAGCAAAUUGCCCAAGAGAGGAAACUAUUUUCUGAAAAGCUCAUGAACAUUGGCAUGGAUGAACGCGAGAGGCGCAGACAGGCGGGCAAAAUUUUUGCAAUUGUCACUGCAGUGGCCAUUCUGGACAAAGUCAACAAACUGAACCUUGACACAGGACUUCAAGCAACAGCCGCUGCGGCGGCGUUUGCAGUUCUUCCACAAUCUGCAAGCGCUCCUUUGGUGUUUUUUGGUGCUAUUUUUGGAGCCUUGUACUUUUUGGAAGACAAAAUUCCUGACGAGGCAUAA